CGAGCCAUUAACCCCUAAUCAUCGGGAUCGAUCAGGCGUUAACAAGGGCCUCUACAUAUGCAAAUGGGGGAAAAAAACCAAAGGCCAGGGCGCUAUAAAAGACGACCCUGGCCAGAGGCUGCUACCACACACUCCCUCUGACAUCUGCUGGAUUUACAGGUCACCGAGUAGCACUGCGAACAUGGUGAAAUACUUUUCUGUGGACUGGCUGGCCCAGAGCCAUCAGCACACCGCGCUGACCGAGGACGAACACGGAGCUGGCGUGGAUACUGCGCCGACCUGCAGACCUCACAUUCCCUGCAUGGUGCAGCCGCGCCCGCCGGCUUUUGGCAGGGGUUACCUGCAGCCCAAACCCAAAGCAUCCAAGCCCGAUGAACACAUGGAGCCAGCGGAGAGAGAGAGCGGGCAGGACUCCAGCCUGAUGUGCUCCCCUUUCCAUCCGACACGCUGCGCAUCGCCAAUUUCAGAAAUCAGCGGCUAUUCCUCCGGGUAUGAGAGCGAGGCGGCUUCCUCUGAGGGAAGCGACGUGGAGAAGGACGGAGCGCAGCGCCGUGUGCGCACCAAGUUUACCCCCGAGCAGAUCGGCAAGCUGGAAAAGAUCUUCACCAAGCACAAAUACCUGGAUGCUGGAGAGAGAGUGAAGGCAGCGCAGAAACUGAAGCUCACAGAAACUCAGGUGAGGACCUGGUUCCAGAACAGGAGGAUGAAGUUGAAACGGGAGGUGCAGGACUACCUUGCUCCCCACAUCCAACCGCUGAUGUUCCAGCCUCUGCCCCCGGUGCAGUAUCACCGCGUGGCCGGACAGCGACCCCACUACCCCGCCACCGGCCGGGCCUUUUACCCGCUGCAAGUAGUCCCGCAGCUGGUGAUGCAGCAGCAGCAGCAGCAGCAGAUGCCCCCUCACCACCAUCCUCAUGUCAUGAUCCGCAGCCCACACUUCUACUGAAGAACUGUCAACCAGAGACUUCUCCCACUGAAACACUUAAGAGUCCAAACAAGUGCAAUCCAGAGUGCUUUUAUUUGAU
Perca fluviatilis (European perch) is the source of this 1025-nucleotide messenger RNA. RefSeq names its product ventral homeobox (gene vox). Lineage: Eukaryota; Metazoa; Chordata; Actinopteri; Perciformes; Percidae. The transcript has 3 exons. The coding region runs from base 182 to 946 and encodes 254 amino acids. Gene Ontology annotation, molecular function: DNA binding. The record is from RefSeq and is a predicted model, not a curated record.